Messenger RNA from Pyricularia oryzae 70-15, 788 nucleotides. Its product is annotated as dehydroquinase class II. Gene Ontology annotation, biological process: quinate catabolic process. The record is from RefSeq and is a predicted model, not a curated record. Gene Ontology annotation, molecular function: 3-dehydroquinate dehydratase activity. Lineage: Eukaryota; Fungi; Ascomycota; Sordariomycetes; Magnaporthales; Pyriculariaceae. The coding region runs from base 139 to 612 and encodes 157 amino acids. The transcript has a single exon.
GUUUUUUUCUCACCGAUAUCAGGCCAAACGACUACCAGCUCAAGGGUGACAACUUUCACGAGUUACAAGUAUAAAAUAAUUAUAUAUCAAACCUAAAAAGUAAACAAAAAGAAAAAAAAAGAAGCCCACACUUCAAAAAUGCCUUCCCAAAAACCAACAAUCCUCCUCCUCAACGGCCCAAACCUCAACCUGCUGGGCACGCGCGAGCCGCAAAUCUACGGCUCGACGACGCUCUCCGACGUGCAAGAGCGCUGCCUCGCGCUGGCGUCGUCCCUCGACGUCGAGCUGCGCCACGUGCAGUCGAACCACGAGGGCGCGCUCGUCGACGCCAUCCACGCGCUGCGGCGCGACCUGCCGCUGGCCGGCGUGGUCAUCAACCCGGGCGCCUUUACGCACACCAGCGUCGCCAUCCGCGACGCGCUGCUGGGCGUCGGCGCGCCGUUCGUCGAGCUGCACGUCUCCAACGUCCACGCCCGCGAGGCCUUUCGGCACCACAGCUACCUGAGCGACAAGGCCGUCGCGGUCAUUUGCGGCAUGGGCGUCGACGGGUACGCGGUCGCGGUCGAGUUUAUGGCCAAGAGGUUGAAGGCGCAGGCUGCGGCCAAGUUGUGACGUGUUUUCUUUUUUUUUUUUUUUUUUUGGCGAGGAUGGUUGUGCUUGGGGCUGUAUCUUGUGCUCAAUUUACCAACCGCUUUUGAGAAAAAUGUACCUAUACGUAGAUGGGAACGCAAGCAAAAAGCAGCCCAAAAAGCGCAAAAAGAUCAAAAAGAUCAAAAUAAUGCAAUGCU